Moneuplotes crassus is the source of this 1257-nucleotide messenger RNA. Lineage: Eukaryota; Ciliophora; Spirotrichea; Euplotida; Euplotidae. The record is from the annotation of a GenBank genome assembly.
AUGGGGUCAGCUUCUGGUACGAAAAGGAAGGCAGUGGGAUCGAGAGGUGGAGAAAGUGGAGAUCAUAUGAGAAAAGUGUGGCUGAGUCCAGAUGAGAUCUAUUUGUUUGAAUUCCAAGUUAAGACAGCAGAGAGACAAGUUAUUGCAUAUUCCAAGUUAAAAGAGGGGAAGUUUCUUAGUAGAUUAUCUCAAAUUUUGAGUUCAUUAUUAUUUAUCAAGAGCCAGUUAGACCAGAUUGACUGGGAAGAAAUUUGAUUGAAGUAUGAGAAUUUUAAAGAUCAAUAUGUCCUGCUUUGCAGUUCUUGCAAUAAUUUAGUAAACCAAGUUAAUCAAAUGAAAUGAGUGCAGUUAAACUCUACUCCCACAUUUCAUCUUCCAGAAGAGAAGUCUCAGUCUGGUUCUCUUCAGAAGCCAGAUCUCGUUUUGGCCGAAGAAAUAUAUCAAGAAUACUGCCAAAUGGAUAUUAAAUUUUUAUGUGAUGUUUAUUACACAAUUUUUGGAAAAAGAGCUAAGUUUACACCAAAGGAUUACCUUUAUCUUGACCAUCAAGUAGUGAAAGUAGAUAGUAGUGUUAGAAGAGUCAGCUCAUCAGGUUCUGUUAACACAACUCAAGCAAGCUCAGCUAAUUUAGAAAAUAAUAUGAAAAAGAGAUAUCAAUGAUACAGUUUCAUAAAGACAAUCCAAACCUUCCCUUUAAUAACUCUAGACUCAGUUCAUUUAAAGAAUAUUCCCAUUACAAACAAGACAAUCAAGAAGUUCUUUAACUCUUGUUUUAGCACGAAAACUAUCUUAAAUAAGCUCAAUCUUUCCUUUGGACAUAAGCUCACCGAUAUCUCAAAAUACAUGCCUCAGAUAACAAGAAUGUCUCACAAAGUAAAGGAGGCUAUUACUUUAAUUAACUUCAAGUUAACUACCAAUCAGUUCCUACGUUUGAUGGUCUCAUACAAGCACUGUACACACAUACUGCUUUACUCCUGCUCUCUACCUCUCACUGUCGCUCCUAAGUUAUCCUUUCUGGAAGGCACUUCGAUCAAAUACUUAUGCCUCAAAGAUUGAGGAAUUCCAAGCAGGACUAAUUGGGAAAAUAAUCCUCAGUACUUUGUUAAUCUAUUCAAGGCAAUUGGGAAUUCUGGAUUAAAGAAAAGCAUUGAGAAGAUUUAUUUAGGCAACUGAGGACUUAGACAAGGAUUUGUAGAGCAAGUGAUGCAAACUAAUCAACUCCAGAUUGUUGAGCUUGCUGUAAAAUUCAUUUGUUAA